AUGGUCGCCAAGCAGAAGCCGCUGUGUCGGAAAGCCAAAGACCCCAAACGUGGGCCACUACGAGUUCAAGGCAGCAAAGUGAAGUUGCAGUGUGCAUGGAAGAAUUGUAAAGGCCACUGUGACGUCAAGAACAAGUCUUUCAUCUUACCCAUCAAGAAAGUGAACCUAAGUGCUUGUCGUGCAUUACGCUCUCAUUGCAAGACAGUGAGAUUUUGCUCUUCCCGCCAUCUACAGAAAUGCCAGAAUCCAGAAGUUAAAGAAAAAAGAGGUGGCCGUGAGCCUUUGACCGCUGGACAAACUCAACGCUUCUUUCCCACUUUAGUGCAGAGCUGUCACCGACCGUGGGCAGCCGUCCUCAUGGUCUUGCAAAUUGCUCUUGGUGAAAGAGCUGACGCUGCCCGCCAAGCCUGCGCAUCCUGGUUUGUGAACCUUGCUCCUGAUUCAUCAGGAAUGCCAACAUGUAACAUCCCAAGAGUCAAUCGCAAGACACAACAGAGAGCAGUACCUUUGGAUCGCUCUUUUGCCAAACUUCUGUGGCAAUGGAUGACUACUGACCCACUAGUAGGAUUGGACUGCCAGUGGCCUUUUGAUGGGCAAGACCUACAAGGUGCUUUUGAUUCUGGGGAAGACAAACUACUUUUCCCUGGUCGAACACUUGGAGGAAAAAACAAAAGGAAUUGGUCAAAACCCAUCACAGAAAGAGCCUAUCUAGAAGCGCUGCAGGAGGCUUGCAAAGUUUUGACCAGGGAAAGGAAAGCAGAUCGUGAGAAUGGUGUUGAUCAUCCUUGUGAGAACCUGGACUUGGGCAAAGUCGGCACUUAUUCAAUGAAAAAGACCAUUGUCACCCUUUUGAAGACCUUGCAAGUCAGUACCUGCAUAGUGUCAGCCAUUACUGGGACAAGCGGCCGGACCCUGGAUGAUAUCUAUGAUGUCCCAACCCUUGAACGGCAACGCGCUGCAAUGAAGAAUGUCAUUUCCCCCUUGGUGGAUGGGAUUAGCGCUGAGCCUGACCAUUUUUCACCAAAAAAUUUGAGCAGUGGUGUCAGUGUCACCCCACCUUGCUGCCCUGCAUGCCAACAAUCCAUUGAUGCAUCAUGGCGUUUGUGCCCCAAUUGUGGGCAAAGGCUGCUAUGUCUAUAA
Durusdinium trenchii is the source of this 1140-nucleotide messenger RNA. NCBI's taxonomy places the organism in Eukaryota, Dinophyceae, Suessiales, Symbiodiniaceae. The record is from the annotation of a GenBank genome assembly.